AUGUUGUACGCUAGGGGUAUGCAGUACUGCACAGAUCUCAACAUGCAGUUCAAAAAGUUCGGAGAUGCGAUCCACCUAUCAGGGCCUUUUCAACUUGUGUGGAACAGGAUUUCCUUUUCUCGGCUCACCCUCAUUUAUUUCUUCUUCUCUUUCGCCCAUUUUAUCAUUCAACUUUCCUUUCAAAUCAAGGCUUUCACCAUCAACGCUGACGCUUCCAACUUACUGUCUCGCAUUGUCAAUGAAGCUCAGACUACCAACAGCAGCCUUCCCAUCCUCCGCGAUUCUGAUCUCCGCAUGUGCAGCUGGGUUCCCGCCAACUUGAACGUUGAUGUCGACUCUUGCAAGGUCAUCUGGAGCGCUCCCAAUGCCGAGGCCUCCACCAAUGCCGUUGGCAGCUUCCCCAGCUCUCUGCCCUCCACCCCAGCAGCAACUGUCUCUACGACUUCUGUGGCUGUGACAAGCCCAACCGUUGUCCCUUUUGUGAAUGGAACCCGUGUUGUUGUUGACGACGAUAACGAUGAUGAUGAGGACGACGAUGGGGACGAUGACGAUGAGGACGACGUUGAAGAGGAUGAUCGCAAGCGACGAUUCGUUCGUCGUGAUGUGCAAAUCAUCACUUCUCAGGAAGAAGGCGCUGUUUCCGUGACUCUACAGGGGCUUCCGCAAGGCGAAGUUGUCCUGAAUGAGUCCUGCUUGUGGACCCUGAACUGGCCCGUCUCUGUCCUCGGAAAUACCAAGAGAGAGGAUAUUGUCUUCAUUGCGUUCCAAUUCUGGGUAUUGGCAAUGUCGAUUGUCGCCCUCCUCAACGAGUCGAUUCCUCACAUCCUUGCAUCCCUGGUGACCCACAUGAUGGCGACUGCAUGGACUGCUUUCCAGAUCACCCACACCGCUAACUUCCGCUCCAACUUCAACCGUGUCAUUACUAAUGGUGCUUGCCGCGGGGUCGCUCUCCUCCCUAAUUACUGGGAUGCUCGUAGCAAGGCCGAAAUCCCAAGCCUCACCUUCAACAUUCUUUCCCUGCUCAUCUCCUGCUUCUUGACGUGGAAGCUCGUCAAGUUGUUCGGCUGGCAGACUUUCAAGCGCGUCGGUGCCUCCUUGACCAUUAAUAGGGUUUACAAAUUCGUCUUGUUCCUGUCGAUCACCAUCCAGCUUUCCCUGUUCUUUAUGGUUGUGACAGUCUCCCUUUGGAUCGACCAAUUGAUGAACAGUGUCAUCGGUGACCUGGUUGACUACCAGACCUUGUACAAAGUAACCUCCUUCAUCACAUUGGUCAUGCUCGUUCCUUGGUUGACUUGUGGCUGGUUCGGAGUACGACGUGAGCUACGCUUGCCCAUGUUCGUCUUCCUGGUGUUGUCGAUUCUCUACCUCGGUGGAUGGGGUGUGAUGUUCUUCUCGACCACCUUCCGCUGGACCUUCAUCACAUGGCGAUUCUUCUCCAUCAUGGCCGCAGCGUCUGUGUUCUUGACAUGCCUUGCAAUUGUCCUCGGAGUUAUCUGCCGUUUCAACUUUGGCAAAGGCCUUGCUCGUUACCUCAAUGCUCAUCAAACACUCCCUGAUGACGAUUUUCCCGCUCCGUACACAUACAAUGGCGCGGAUGUGGAGAAAGUUGCUUUCCCUUCGUCGGAGAAGCCCCUUCCAACAUACGCCUCGUAUGAUGAUUUCGCACCAUCCACCUACUCCGGUUCGACUAUGGGCCCGCGGUUCUCAAACAAGUUGGCUGAACCCUUCGAAACUAGCGUCCCAGCUGUUCCGUACCCUGCCCCAGCUCUCAAGCGCACCUCGAACGAGGUCCAGGUCAAGAGGAACCCCAGUUUCGGUAGCACCAGGACCAGUGGCAGUCUCGGGAGCUUGGGCUCGCAUGCCCGCAGUGACAGUAGCCAUUCCCAUGGUAGCCAGGUCUCUCACUCCAAGCGUUGGGUCAUUGAGUGA
Cyclocybe aegerita is the source of this 1929-nucleotide messenger RNA. Lineage: Eukaryota; Fungi; Basidiomycota; Agaricomycetes; Agaricales; Hemipholiotaceae. The record is from the annotation of a GenBank genome assembly.